CCGAGCCUGCUUGACGUUGCUGCUUCUGCUGCUGUGCUGCUACUGUUGCUUCUUCUUUUGCUGCUCCCGAUAGAGGCAGGCAGGCUUUGGGACUGAGAGAGACAGAAUCCUCGGAAAGAGGGAUUGACAGACUGACAAAUAGAGUGAUUGACGGAGGAGGAAUUGGAGUGAAAGAGGACCCAGAGCUGCCACCGCCGCUGCCAACAGCAGACGCUCCGACCCUGGCCCAGUGAGCGGGCGCCCCUUACUCUGCUCUUCCGCCGGAUCCCCGCACCCUCGCGGGGCGAUCGUCAGUGGAUUAUUGGCCCCCGGUGUUCUCAGUUCUCGGAAACAUGAAGCUGCCAUCACUUGUUCUUAAGCUGCUUCUGGCUGCAGUGCUCUCUGCAUUGGUGAGUGGAGAAAGCCUAGAGAGAGUUCAGAGCCGGCUAUCAGAAAACCAGAGGACAGAGAAAGAGAAUCCUGACUCAUCCACUGGAUCGUCAAGCCAGCUGCUUCAUUCACGGGUUAGCAGAACAGAAGUCCUCGACCUACAGGCCGAUGAACGUGACCUUGUUAGAGUUGCAUUCUCUUCCAAACCACAAGCUUUGGUCACUCCAAGCAAAGAAGAAAAUGGAAAGAAGAGAAGAAAAGGCAAGGGAAUGGGGAGGAAGAGAGACCCCUGUUUGCGGAAGUAUAAGGACUAUUGCAUCCAUGGAGCAUGCAAAUAUGUGAAAGAACUUCGGAUGCCGUCAUGCAUCUGCCAAACAGGAUAUCAUGGAGAACGGUGCCACGGACUGAGUCUCCCCGUGGAGAACCCCUUAUAUGGUUAUGACCACACGACAAUUUUGGCGGUGGUGGCAGUAGUGCUCUCUUCGGUCUGUCUCCUCAUCAUUGCUGGGCUGCUCAUGUUCAGGUACCAUAAGAGAGGAGUUUAUGAUGUAGAAAGUGAAGAGAAAGUUAAGCUGGGAACUCCUAUAGCCCACUGAUGGAAAUCCUGAGUGUUUAAGGUAUCAGCUGGGAUGUGCUACCUCCUGAGAAGACACAAAAGCACAGCUGCAAACUCUGCCAACUGGAGGCAUUUCCCCAAUGUUCAUGAAGAUGAAGAUUCCUUUGUUCCAAGCUGAUGUAUCAAUUGGGCCUCUACAACUACUUCAUCAAAAUGCCAGAGCCUCCAAGUGCCAAGCAGAUUUAUGUCAAAGGGAAUCUGGAAAGGAAAAAGGCUCAAGAAAGAGACAAUGAUGUCUCUUCUUCCCUCCUUCCCCCCCCCCAAGUUUAUUUAUACAUUUAUCUUUUGGAUUUAAAAUGCCAGUAAAAUUCCAUAUGCUCUAAAAGUCUUUGACUGAAGAAGGAGAGAUUUGUGGGCUUUAGAAUGAAGGAAAAUGAAAGGAAAAAAAAAAAAAAGACUGAUAAGCCAAGUACUCCAGUAGUCACUGAGAAAUCUGCUUUUUGGACUCUCCAGCUGUAUGUUUGAUGAGCUAACUGUGAAAGACUGCAAGCCCCAGAACAAUGAACUUUGGGACUUUACCUACAUAGAAAAAUAAUUUAACAGAUAUUUUUGUUUGUAAAAAAAAUGCUUUUUAAAUUAUGUAUUUAUUUUAUUCUAUAUAUGUUAAUUUAUUUAGUUUUUAACAAUCUAACAAUAAUAUUUCAAGUGCCUAGACUGUUACUUCAGCAGCAUUUUCAUACCCCACCAUCUGGGUGAAAGAAAAACCUCCUGUAUCUGAGCUUGUUCUUAGACAGCCGUAUUACUUGUCUGUGAUUAUAAUGUAUUAUUGUCUGUGAACAUUUCUGAUGAUAUUGCAUGGGCAGGAUGCCGCAGAGGGGACAGAAUUCUGCACUGUCAGGGUCUAUAUUUCGGGGCUCUAAAAAUGCUCGAUCCACUCUAUGAGUUGGACGGCGGUUUUGCCUAAUGCUUUUUAUAUUGCUGUUUGUUUCAAAUACUGGAUGUGCUGAUGUUGCAAUGUAACAGACUUCAGCCUUGCUCUUGUUUUCUCCCUCUGAAAUCUCAUGAAAGGCACAGGCUCACGGGCUGGCCUGGUUAGCACAACUCGGUGUUUGCCCGGUGAGAUGAAGAGAGUGGGAAAUCACUUUUGUGUCAAUACAUUUCUACUAUUCCAACACUUCACCUGGUGCUACUCCACAUAUCCAGAGGUGCGGCCCUGAAAACUAGGUGCUGGAUGGGUUAACAAAAUGAAGGGGCAAAGAGAGAAUUGGGAUGGAAGACAAACAGAAAAAUCUGAAUCUAUAGGUCUCUGUUGUUUAAAACAGAUGCUUUGUCUGUGAGAAGGAAGGGUGGAUUACUUUCUAAGCAUAUCCCACCCAUCAAAAUUCCAAAACAAGAACAAAACAUUUCUGCCAUUGUUAAUUAACUCCAAGUUUCUAGCAACUUUACUGAACUGUUACAUUCUAUACUUCCAAAUCUGGUUCAUAUUUACACUCUACAACCCAAAUAAAAAUAACCUUUACUCGAUAA
Antechinus flavipes (yellow-footed antechinus) is the source of this 2452-nucleotide messenger RNA. It is a transcript of the gene HBEGF, whose product is annotated as heparin binding EGF like growth factor. Gene Ontology annotation, molecular function: heparin binding. The coding region runs from base 333 to 965 and encodes 210 amino acids. The transcript is spliced from 6 exons. Lineage: Eukaryota; Metazoa; Chordata; Mammalia; Dasyuromorphia; Dasyuridae. The record is from RefSeq and is a predicted model, not a curated record. Gene Ontology annotation, biological process: positive regulation of mitotic nuclear division; positive regulation of cell population proliferation; epidermal growth factor receptor signaling pathway.